This is a messenger RNA of Myotis lucifugus (little brown bat), 906 nucleotides long. It is a transcript of the gene GLYATL3, whose product is annotated as glycine-N-acyltransferase like 3. Gene Ontology annotation, molecular function: glycine N-acyltransferase activity. Lineage: Eukaryota; Metazoa; Chordata; Mammalia; Chiroptera; Vespertilionidae. The transcript has 5 exons. The record is from RefSeq and is a predicted model, not a curated record. Gene Ontology annotation, cellular component: mitochondrion. The coding region runs from base 1 to 867 and encodes 288 amino acids.
AUGCUGGUGCUAAACUGUGCUACCAAAUUACUGACCCUGGAAAAAGUGCUGAAGGGUCACUUUCCCGAAUCACUCAAGGUUUAUGGAGCAGUGAUGAACAUAAAUCGCGGGAACCCCUUUCAAAAGGAAGUGGUAUUGGACUCAUGGCCAGACUUCAAAGCUGUCAUCACUCGGCGGCAGAAAGAGGCUGAGACAGAUAACCUGGACCAUUACACAAACGGCUAUGCUGUGUUCUACAAGGAUGUGAGAGCUUACCGACGGCUGCUGGAAGAACGUGACGUUAUCAACUGGGACCAGGUUUUCCACAUACAAGGGCUGCAGCGUGAGUUGUAUGACGUUUCCAAAGCUGUUGCCAACUCCAAGCGGUUGGAUGUGAAGCUAAGUUCCAGCAAGGCGGUCCGUUUGUCUGUGGUGUCAGCUCCGCCAGACACCAGUCUCCUAAGGACUUCUCCCCCUCGACUCACCUACCUGAGUGUAGCGGAUGCUGAUCUGCUCAACCGGACCUGGUCGCGGGGCGGCAAUAAGCAGUGUCUCCGGUACAUCGCCAACCUCAUCUCCUGCUUCCCCAGCGUGUGUGUCCGCGAUGAGAAGGGGAGCCCGGUCUCUUGGUCUAUCACAGACCAGUUUGCCACCAUGUGCCACGGCUACACCCUGCCGGAGCAUCGCAGGAAAGGGUACAGCCGGCUGGUGGCCUUAACCCUGGCCUGGAAGCUGCACAGCCGGGGCUUCCCCGCGCAGGGCAACGUCCUCGAUGACAACGUGGCCUCCAUAAGCCUCCUGAAGACCAUCAAGGCCGAGUUCCUGCCUUGUCGCUUCCACCGGCUCAUUCUCACCCCGGCAGCUUUGUCCAGCCAAGUUCACCUCUAGCCCAGCGAAGCAGCAGGCAUCAUCUUCCGUCCCCUGAGG